AUGUUCACGUCGGAUGUCCUGCAUCUUUCCGUUACGGCUCUCUUAUCUUGCAAGGAUCUGCUCUUGUCAGAUGAUGCAAAAGAGUUCUGUGUGUUUGGAGGAAAAUUCAUAAAGUUGUUAAGGAUUGAUCUUAACUUAAAAUCCGUAGAAUCUUCAAAAGAACAUUUUAUGACACAUUGGGUGAGAGAUUGUAGAUGGAUGGGAAUGAGAACACCAUCAAAUAACAACAACAGCAGCAGCAACAACAACAACAACCACGAUGACGUCAACAGCAUUAACAACAUCAACAACAAUGACAUCAGCAAUGGCAGCACCAACAGCAACAAAAGGAGUGAUGUCUUGGUCGUGUACAUGAGCAACAACACCAUUGCUACAUUUCAUCCAUGCAGUUUUAAUACAUUGAAGAUUUUUAUGUCUGAUGAGUCGUGCAUUUUAUACUCAGCCAAGCUCUUGAUAAGCAAUAAAUGGAAGAACAAGAUGGUUGCAUUGGGAGGAACUGUCUUCAAUCAGAUCAUCAUCUGGCCUGGCGUGAUAUCAGGCUUGGAUUGGUGCUGGAGCAGCAGGCAGCUCUGCAGUGUUUCCGACGAUCGUAGUGUCAGGGUAUGGAAGGUCGUUGUCAGCCCCCAGGCAGGUGCUAACCACGCUGGCGGUGAUGAUGAGGACGAUGAGGAAUGGAAAUUGUGGCGAGAUGCGAGUUUUGAACCAACGUUGGUCUUGUUUGGUCAUGUGGCUCGUGUUUGGAAGGCUCUCAUUCUCAAGGAUCAUUGUGUUGUCAGUGUUAGCGAGGAUGCCACGUGCAUUGUUUGGAGUCCUCAAGGUCAAAUUGUUGAGAAGUUUACAGGUCACAAGGUUAACAAUUUACCUCCAUUUGACACUAAGAAAGAUGAUUUUCCUCGAAUUCUCAGACUAAUUGACAGCACUAAGCUCCUCCUACUUUCAGACAAAGGCCUACUCAGUCUUUACAACGUGACGACCGAUAGAUGUGUGGUGUUGAGGCAGUUGGAGGACUAUACAUCGUAUAGUGUGCUGGAAAUUAACAGCAGGAAUGUUAUUGUCGUUGGAAACAUACGCGGAUCUGUCAUCUUAUUGAAAUUGCUAUCUGACGAUUCAGUUUCCGUGUUGUGUGAACGGAAGUUGUACGACGGCAAGGUUAGCAACGUCACGUGGAUUGGCGCGAGAGGUUUUGGUAUAAAACAAAUUCACAAUGAUUACGCAGAGAAGGAAAAAAAUUGUGAGGUGGAUAAUAAUAGUGGUGAUGUUGGUGGUAAUGGUGAUAGUGGCAAAGAAGAAGAAGAAGAAGUAGAAGGGAAUGGUGAUAACGAUGAUGUUGAAGAUGCAGAGAUAGGAAAUGAUGAUGACGACGAUGAUGAUAAAGACAGCAAAUAUGGCGAUGAUGAAGACGAUAGAGGCGAAAGGAUAUUUCGAAGUAGCAGAAAAUGCGAUGCUAAAGGAAUGAGUUGCACUGACUAUGAUGCAAAUUUUGUCUUGCUAACAUCAGGUCCUCAAGGACAUCUGAUCGUAUCGAGAGUUACUGGGGAUGUAGAAAGACCAUCAUCGUCAACCUCAUCAUUCUCUCUUCUUCCGAUAUCUCAUUACUCCCUCCCUCCGUCAACAUCUCUUCAAAAAUGGGUCACGGCAGCUUGUUUGGUGCCAUCUUCAUCGUCUUCAUCAUCAGCCCGUGGGGGGAUGUUAAUUUGUGGCGAUCGAGCUGGAAGCAUACACGUUUAUAAGCAUAUUGAUAAAGAAAUGAACGACCACAACGGACUCCAAACUGCACCACAACCACCGUCCAAAACCUACCACAAACUUUUUGGCACUUCAGGUGUCACAGACGUCCGUUGCCAUGGUGACCAGGUGUUCUGUUGCGGUCGGGAUGGCUACGUUAGGAUUUUUAAAGGAACGUGUCCAGAUGAUUUUCAGAUGAUCCACAUUUAUAGUGUUCACAAAGGUUUCACCUGGCUUUCCAGAUUUAUAUUCCGUGAUGAGGAUGUUAAUAAUAAUAUGAACUGGAGCAAAUCAAACGAUGAUGGGGAUGAGACAGAUGACGAUGAUUGCAAAGUCGAACAACCCUACAUAACUGGAUUCUAUUCUAACCAGUUUGUGGUCUACAGCCAAGUGAAGAGCAGGUUCCUGGUUGCGUAUCCGUGUGGCGGAGGGCACAGGAUGUGGGAUUUUGUAAUGGAUCGAAGGAAUAGAAAGUUGUGCACGUUGGCCUACAUAAAUAAGAGGCAGCCAAGUAUGCACGGUCUUGAGACCAAUUGCAUCCUCAAGCUUCCCUCCUCUGUACAUCAGGCAGGAUCUGUUGACAUGCUUCUGACAUCAGGAGAGGAUGGUUACAUCAAUCAGAUAGCAAUAUCAAACAGUAACAACAUCAACAACGUCAAUGUUACAAACGGGACAAACAACUUCACGAUAGAGGAUGUUCCAAAUACGUUGAAGGUUGUGACCUCGAUUAAAGGUCACUCAGCUGGUAUCAAAACCAUGACGUUGUGUUUGCUGUCCAAAAGAAGGUCACGUAGAAAACAAAUUUCCUAUGAUAGUAACAAUAUUGAUGGUAACUGUAGCACAAAUUACUCUACUAACAAUAAAAACAAUAGUAGUAGCAGUAGUGAAGCAAGUAAUUUCAGAAUGACAAAACAGUAUACUGAUGAAGAAGAAUUUGAUACUAAUUCGAAAGUUUUGUUGUUCACGGCUGGCUCCGGUUCAAUCAUUCGAGCUUGGAUGCUUCAUUUCGAUUCUAACAUCAUUUCAUCUGAUUUGACUCACUCAAACAUCAACAAAUACAACGACAAUGAGCUAAUAGAUCACAAGACAACAAUGAUAAGUAACAACAGCAGUGCAACAACAACCAGUGCAAUGAAUGCAACUAAACCAAUGAAAUCGUGGUUUCAACUGUUAAAUGAACAUAUAAUCGAUAAAAAAUACAAGAAGGGGGACAAGCCGUGGAAAAACUACAAGCUGAACACAGGUCUCGAAGCAAGGUACACAUCUAUUGAGUCCAUAUGUGCAUCUGAUGUCUUUGAUGUUUGUGGUGCUACAGACGUCCACGAUGAGCUGAAGAGACAUAAUUCAGCAGACUACGAACGUGUUGUUGAUGUCGUUAACGAAAGAAAUGAGAAUACAGAUGAUGUUUGUUCGAAGAUGAAACAACGUUUGGAGGAUUCUGUUAUUCUUGUUACUGGUUGUUCUCUGGGUUACGUGAGGAUUCAUCUGUACAGUUCGACUGAAAAUGAAUUUACAACAAUUUCAACAUCGGAUCAGCAUAAACACUGCAUUCUUAAGACCAAACUCUUUCAAAGCUGCUGUCACAAUUCUCCAAAUCAUGGCACAUGUAACAGCAGCAACGAUAGCACUUCCAAUAAUGUUAACGUAAAUAAUACUUGCACUGCCUUAAAGAAAAAUUUCUGGCUUGUCUCUGCAGCGACAAAUGGCCACAUAACGGUAUGGAAUUUGACUGAAACAAUCGUUCCACACUUCAAGAAGUCGCAUUUGAGGCAGAAACAAAAAGUUGAUAGGAAUGGAUUUAUUCGUGAGAAAGAGAGAUAUAACUCGUCUGAGCAUAUUUCACCAGAAAAAUUCAGCCCAGUUGCCAGCACGCGCCUCCAUCAAUCCGGUAUAAAUGCAAUAGAUGUCGUACAUUACGCAGGAGGUGAUAAGCAUUUGAUAUGCACUGGUGGUGAUGACAACAGCAUCGCUUUAGUCAUGUUCAAUGAAUCAAAUCAAUCGAUUGAAAGGUUGAGUCAGCUGUCUUUUGCUCAUUCCGCUCAGAUUACUGGAAUACGAUUUUUAGAUGCCGAUCACUUUGUUUCUGCUUCAAUCGACCAGAGGGUUGUGCUUUGGACAACAAAGGAUUUUCAGGUGAAGUUUUCUAAAUGCGUUUUUGUUGAUGUAAGUGACAUUCAAGAACUUCAAGUUGUUCCUGCAGAAAAAGCUGGUAGAUUCAAGAUAUAUGUGUGUGGUAUUGGACUGCAAAGAAUUUUUUUGCAAUUAUAA
Molecule: messenger RNA, 3993 nt
Organism: Helobdella robusta
Lineage: Eukaryota; Metazoa; Annelida; Clitellata; Rhynchobdellida; Glossiphoniidae
Exons: 21
Coding region: 1-3993 (1330 amino acids)
Biological process (GO): tRNA methylation
Cellular component (GO): cytoplasm
Molecular function (GO): protein binding
Source: RefSeq, a predicted model, not a curated record